Molecule: messenger RNA, 2139 nt
Organism: Aspergillus sclerotioniger CBS 115572
Lineage: Eukaryota; Fungi; Ascomycota; Eurotiomycetes; Eurotiales; Aspergillaceae
Product: putative transporter
Exons: 7
Coding region: 291-1949 (552 amino acids)
Biological process (GO): transmembrane transport
Cellular component (GO): membrane
Molecular function (GO): sulfate transmembrane transporter activity
Source: RefSeq, a predicted model, not a curated record
GCAUGGCAUUUCUAGCGUCCGGGGUGGUUUCUCGGCCGAUGUUGGCGGUGGCCCCAUGACAUCGACCAGCUCGUGUUGCGCAUCGAGGCGCUCGACAGCUCUAUCUUGCCCGUCUCAUACGGCAAUUGGCUACGUAUUGCGUGAUGGACAUCUACACUUCACUGCCGGCGAUGGACAUGUCAAAAAGGUCCCGAAUCCUCCUGCUUCUCUCUAUUUCUUAGCUCCAAUCACCACCACCAAGUCUGUCACUAUUAUUCUUCUCCCAUUGAUCAGCUUGCGGCACAGGCAAGAUGACCACAGACGGUGUUAAGGAGGUCCCCACGGACACGGUCCCCGCGAGCGACGACACCAAGACCCCGAAUGUCGCCUCGUCCUCGUCGUCCUCACUUACAGAAUCCGAUAACAGGGUGGUCAAGUAUGUAUCUGACGGCGCUUUCGACUCAUCGGAAGACCCCAGGUUCUACAAGCCCAUCCCUGAAUAUGAAAGCGCACAUCGCUGGGAUCCAUACUUUGAAUGGACAGAGGAAGAGGAGAAGCGUCUAAUUAGAAAGAUCGACCUUCGAGUAUGCACGUUCGCAUGCGUUACCUUCUUCGCACUUCAGCUCGACAGAGGCAACAUUGUCCAGGCAAACUCAGACAGUAUGCUUGCGGACCUUGGUAUGACGACCAACGAUUACAACAAUGGACAAACUAUUUUUUACCUUACAUUCCUGUUCGCGGAACUCCCGUCGCAAUUGCUUUCCAAGAAGGUUGGACCGGAUCGCUGGAUUCCUAUUCAAAUGGUCGCCUGGAGUUUCGUCGCGGCGUUUCAGGCAUUUCUCAAGAACAGGGCAGGAUACUUUGCGUGCAGAGCGCUUCUUGGUCUUCUAGAGGGAGGAUUCAUUGCCGACACCAUCCUUUUUCUGUCCUUUUUCUACAAAUCGAAGGAACUGCCGCAACGGUUGAGUUACUUCUGGGUUUCCUACGAGGCCACAUCAAUUGUCGGCGCUUUCCUGGCCUUUGGCUUUCUCCACAUCCAAAAUUCUGACGGUGGCGGCGGUUGGCGCUACCUCUUCGCAUUCGAGGGACUCAUUACAGGAUUAAUCGGUAUCAUCGCCGCAUUCUGGAUGCCUGCAUCACCCACCCAAACCAAGGGCGGCUUCCGUGGUAAAGAUGGGUGGUUCAACGAGCGCGAGGAGAAGAUUCUAGUCAAUCGUGUGCUCCGCGAUGAUCCCAGCAAGGGAAGCAUGCACAACCGUCAGGCGGUUACGCCGAAGAUGCUCUGGCAUGCUUUGUGUGACUACGAUAUGUGGCCCAUCUACCUGAUCGGGCUGACUUGGAUGAUCCCCAAUACACCCGCUACGAGCUACAUCACUAUCGAGUUGAAAGCCCUUGGAUUCGGAACCUUCGAGACAAACCUCUUGACCAUUCCCGCCUACGUCAUCUUCAUCAUCAACCUACUUUUCUGGACGUGGAUCUCGGAGCGCUUCAACCAGCGUCUACUUCUCGGCGUUGUCAGUGAGCUCUGGUGCUUGAUCUUGCUCAUCACGCUCGAAGUCCUGCCGGACGGGGUCAGCGCAUGGGCACGGUGGAUCAUCAAUGCUCUGUUAAUUGGAGCACCUUAUGUACACGCAAUUAUUGUGGCUAUGACGUCCCGGAACGCAGGCUCGGUUCGUACACGUACGGUUGCUAGCGCGGUGUACAACAUGAUGGUCCAAGCAUCUAGUAUCAUUGCCAGUCAAAUCUAUCAAGAGAAAGAUAAGCCUUACUAUCGUGUCGGAAAUAAGGUUCUGAUCGCCUUGUCCGUGCUCAGCAUGGCUUUCUUCAUUGGAGCCAAGUUCUAUUACAUAUGGCGAAAUAAGCGCAACUCUGCCCGCUGGAAUGCGAUGUCUACUACGGAGAGGGAGGAAUACUUGGCAGCUAAUCAAGAUCUUGGAAACAAGCGACUCGAUUUCCGUUUUACCCACUGAAUGAGCCUGAUGAUGAUGAUAUACCCCACCUUAGAUUACGACAAAAGUACAUUUAGAGCUCGAUGAGCACCCUACCGGAUGCCACCUGACGUCUAUAGAAUAGACAUAGGGCAACAUAAUACAUACAAUUAGCGAACACGAACCUCGAGUCAUUAAUCGUGUUAUUUAUAUAAUAUCCGUCGGCCACAUG